Corvus hawaiiensis (hawaiian crow) is the source of this 1197-nucleotide messenger RNA. RefSeq names its product UDP-glucuronosyltransferase 1A1-like. The transcript is spliced from 2 exons. Lineage: Eukaryota; Metazoa; Chordata; Aves; Passeriformes; Corvidae. Gene Ontology annotation, molecular function: UDP-glycosyltransferase activity. The record is from RefSeq and is a predicted model, not a curated record. The coding region runs from base 421 to 1197 and encodes 258 amino acids.
CUUGUCCAUUGUUACCAGUUUCCCAGUCUUGCUUUUCAGGGGGGAUACACUUCUUUUGACCUUCCUGUUCUGGCUGACAGACCCGUAGCAGCCCUUCUUGUUGUUGUUUUCACCCCUUGCAAUGUUCAGCUCCAGCUGCACCUUGGACUUCCUGACCUCCUCCCGAUGUAACCAGGCAGUGUUCCUCCUAACCUGGUGUUCCUCCAAUACAAAGAGGAGGGUGUUUCCCAGGGCAGAUCCUGCCCUGAUUUGUGUCUGAACUUUAAAAGAUUUUCUGCCAUCUUUGCCGUGUCCGUGAUUAUACAUUUACCAAAUGCAAAUAAGUCUAAAGAUCAUCCAUAAAAACCAGCGACCAGAUCGCUUAAAAUCACUAAGCUGGGGAUCUUCCUCUGUGGUGGCACUCGCCCGAUCCCUGCAGGAAUGGCCCCGGGGCUCAGAGCUUCUCCACGAGCUGUGGUCCUGCUCCUGUCCCUGCUGGGUCUGGCUGCUGCUGGGAAGCUCCUGGUGGUGCCAGUGGAUGGGAGCCACUGGCUCAGCAUGAGGGAAGUGCUGGACAUUCUCGGGCAGAAGGGACACGAGGUGGUGGUGGUGGCACCUGAAGUCACUAUGCGCAUCAAACCAUCGGAGAACUUUCUGAUGAAAAGGUACUCGGUCCCCUACACACAGGAAGACUUGAAGCAAGAAUUCCAGGCUUUUUUUCAUUUUUCAUUUGAAGAAGGAUCUUUUCUGGAAAGAUUUGUUAAAGCGUACAAAGGUAUUAAAAGAAUCACUAACUUUGGGGUCACCAGCUGUCAACAUCUCCUGCAAAACAAGGAGCUCAUGAGGUACCUUGAGGAGAGCAAGUUCGAUGCCCUCCUUACAGACCCUGUAAUACCUUGUGGGUUGAUCCUGGCAGAGCAUCUUUCACUUCCCUCCGUGUAUUUCCUCCGAGGAGUCCCGUGUGGUUUGGAUUUUGAAGCCACUCAGUGUCCCAAUCCGCCGUCCUAUGUGCCCAGGGCAUUUUCACAACUUACAGACCACAUGAGCUUUCUCCAGCGGGUGAAGAAUCUGCUCUUUGACACCCAAAACCUUUUUCUCUGUGAUUUUGCCUUUGAACCAUUCUCGAAAUUGGCUUCGGAGUUCCUCAAGAGAGAUGUGACUGUGCUGGAUCUCUUACGGAAGGGCUCUGUUUGGCUCCUGAGGUUGGAUUUGUGUUAG